GAGCACGAAACGCUUCCUUUUUUCUUGCCUUAGUAAAAAAUGCGUAGACCGAUAUUAAUCUGUUUUUUAUAUACAUGGCCGAGCAAAAUGGAUGGUAGCUUAUCGAGUGAGUGCUCUUUACUUUUUACGUUGUUGCUAUCCAAAAGAACGAGUUUCAUAAUUCUCAUCAACAAUUCAAAUUUGAGUUUUAAAGUUUAGCUCGAGCCCAUCACGCGCGAAUCUCUGGACUUUUAUCAGAGAUUCUUUAUAGAAAGUGUGAGCAUAGUCUGUGAAUAGUCUUUUACUACGAUACAUGUGCGGACGCACUAGUGGAAGCCGAGUAAGGUGUAGCAGCUGUUCAGGCCAAUCUAACCGAGCAAAGGGAAGAUAACGGCUUUGACGCUCGGAAUAUGGAAGCGACUUUGUCGGAAGUUUUUCGCCUUCUUAGCUCAAGCUUUCGCUCGAUGGUUGUUCUGCUGUUUAGUUGGGAAGCGCACGAGAAUCAUUGGUAAAGGCUUUGUGGGUCGGUCCAUUUUUGGCGAAGCAAAAUAUCUCUCGGGGGAGGACGACUGGAUCGCGACGGCUACGCUUCUUGAUUCAGCUGCAUGUCGACUUGGUUCGACCAGAGUCAAAAUCUUGGACGCCUCAGGUACAGCUUUAGAAAUAGUAACAACGAACAAACACCUUUGCCCCAUGUUUUGCCAGUCUCGGACCUGCGCUGUAUAGAAUAGACCUGAAGGCCUUUGAUGUGGAUCUCUUAAUGGUCUUCGCUGGUGAAGUGGAGGGUGACCAACUUUUCCAUCUCAACGGAAGCCGUAUGUAUUCUUGCUUUACAAAAUAGAUGAAUGGCGAAAUCCUGGCAACUACAGAACCAUAUCACUCAAUGUAAGUUGAUGUAAACAUUUUUGCCAAAGACGCCAGCAUUUUGUCUUGCGUGCCAUAAUCAAUUUAGAUCGAAAAAGCCUCGCUAGGAAAGAUCUUUUUCUCAGAACGUGAGCUAUCUGCAAGACACCCAGAUCUUCCUUCGAAAACAAAUUUGCGCUCUUUCUCGACAAUUAUACAAUCAAGGUCCUGGGGUACCAAAUUCGAGUGCUGGAGCGCGUUGGUCGUGGCCCUGUGACUAAAUUUGUCUUCUUUAUUCCAAUCCAGAGAAGUCCUGGUAUUAAAAAAUUCGCUUGGAUAUGGGUUGAUCACUUUGCAUGGCGUAAAGCAAGUGGAUUCUCUCUCUCCGUUGGGUAUUGUCAAUUCUUCUGGAGUUACAUAUUUUGAAAUCUUGAUAGGCUUCUGAGUAACGGAUGCAUCGGUGUGUGUGACAACUUGCUCAAUGGGUCCUCUCUCACACAAGUAGAAACCAUGAUUCUAUCAUUUCUCUCUAACACUCCACGUAGCAACUCUCUGCCAUGCAUGUAGGUGAGCUACUGCGUGAAGUGAUACUUGAACUGCGCUGGGACGAUCAUCGUUGGGGUUCCUCUUCACACCACUUGACGUGAUAGGCUGCGUCACAAUUCUCGACCAGUAAAGCUGAAGGUUGCUGCACACAGAUCCUGGUGGCUUUUCAUAUGUAAAUUUGGUCAGCACUUUGCUGGCUGCCAGGGCCUGCACGGACCUCAAGAUGCUGUCACCUCCAUUACAGUGCUAGUGAAGUCGUUGAGCUCAGAACGCGACCGAUCCCGUAGAGAUCUUUUCGGCACUGCUAGUAGGAAAUAUGGCACAAGCUCUGUGUUGUGACGCCGUCCAGCAUCUAUAAAAUCGAACUAGCAACGACAACCUGUCAAAGCAGCAUAUCGUAAGCGAAAUUUCGUUGGAAUACAUGAAGAGGAUGGGUGGAAUGCCACACAAAAGCGUGGAGUAGCGACGACUUAAAAUGAAUUUGAUCCUCCUGAUAUGUGAGUUCAUGUUGUACUCCAGACGCGAGCAGGAAAAGUGGUUGACGACGUCACCAGGCACAACAUGCGCCAACUCAUAGAAUGUAUCUUAUCUUGUAAAGGGAGGAUGGACAUAAAAAACUCUACAAACUAUAAUGACAGUUCUGAUGGUUCUCCUUCAAGCUGCUCUUCCUGUCUACUCAAAUCUCCAUUUUUGUCUCAGCUGGAAGCUAUUUCUCACUUGAUCGCGCUUUCACUGUUUGGGAAUGUGCUAUGACGAGUUUAUCGAUUGUGCAUACAUAAAAACGAUCCGCAUUACUCCAUAGCACGAGUACAAGAUAGUUGCUGCAAAAAGCAUGGUGCACGUGUUCAUUUAUGCAGCAGCAUUAAUGCUGACGUGUAAACAAAAAAAAACAUUGCUUGACGGUCAAAUGCUGACCACUCGAGCCAGGAAAAAAUGAUGUUUAAGGGAUAUAUAUUACUUGUCGACUUUUCGCAAGCGCUGCAUAAAUGCAUGAUUGAGCUGCUGCGAUGCCGCUGGUCCUAUUUAACGGAGACUUUGACAUGAAUAGAUCUUUCCCGCUGCGAAGUAUCAAUUGCAAUGAAUUGUCAUUGCCUGAAUCAACAACAUCAAUUUCGCUAGAGUCCACAAUCUCCCUCCCUCAUAGAGUCCUGGCUGAAACUGCUAAAGUAUCGCCGCAGUAGCUAUAACUUUAUUCGGCUGAACGUGAGAACGACAAGGAUCCUCAAGCUCUCAAGGAGUGACUGAAGUGACAAUCGAAAGGUUAUUGCAGAUAUGGAUGGAUGUUCGCAAGCAAGCAGAUUUACCAAGAGAGCAAAACUUCUGUAGCAAAACCAGACUCUGGAAGCAACUGAUCAUUAGGUGAACGAGGCCGCUACGUUCCAUAUUGUCGCUGAGACUUGAGCUAGUUCCCUCGCUGUUAUUGUGUUAAAUGGCACGUAAUUUUCACUUGUGUUGCCGAUCAAAAGCGAACAGAAUGAUCAUUGAAAGAAAUUGAAACAAGAGAUUGUGAUUAAUUUAAACAUAUUUAUGCGCUGUUUUCAACGACUAAAUCGACUUGUUCUAAUCAGUCUUUGGCUUAAGCUGGGGAUGGUUCUCCUUCUUGACGUAAUAUGCCGAGUUCUUCGAAGGGUUGAGGGAAAACGACUCUUCGAGUCUCGGUUUGUCGAGCUGCAACUUCAAGCCGAAUUCUUUUUUUUUUUGCGAUAAUUCAUCACACUUUCAUACUUAGACGGCAAAUCAUCGGCACCGCGAACUCUAGGAAUCGUGAUAUCCUUGAAAUUGAGACCUUCGUUUAUCGACGGCGCAAACACAAUUCAGCUAAUACAUGCUUGUGAGAGGGUUUUGCUUUAAGCUGUCGUUGUACUAAAAGAUAAUCAAUGUUUUCUUCAGGAUAUUUCGUUGCCAUAAACUCGCGCAUCAACAAAAUAUUCUCGAGGUGGGUCUUUCCAGAACAAAUACAGUAAUAGAACACGGGAAUAAUUUUAGGGUUCGACAGAGGAUCGAUUUCCAA
This is a messenger RNA of Plasmopara halstedii, 3379 nucleotides long. RefSeq names its product RxLR-like protein. Bases 2896 to 3075 code for a protein of 59 amino acids. NCBI's taxonomy places the organism in Eukaryota, Oomycota, Peronosporomycetes, Peronosporales, Peronosporaceae. The transcript has a single exon. The record is from RefSeq and is a predicted model, not a curated record.